AUGGAAAGAAGCAUGAAUUUAUCAGUAAAACCUUGCGAUAAUUUUUAUGAUUUCGUUUGUGGUAAUUACAUGACCGGAUACAAAAAAACACCAACAAGUAAAACAAUAAUAUAUACCCGCGUUGCUGAUGUUGCUCACAAAUUUCAUGAAAAAUUGAUAGAACUUAUUGAAGAGCCAAUAAAACCAAAUGAAAUUAAACCAAUACAAUCAGUUAAAAAUUAUUACAAAAUAUGUAUGGAUGAUGAUGAAGAAAUUGAUGACAGAACUUUUCCAUAUUUUAAAAAUUAUUUAGUACCAAUAUUGGGAAGAGGCUAUAAUUGGCCUAUCAGUUCUUACGAAUUAAAUAAUAAUUUUGAUUGGAAAAAAGUAAAAUUACAAAUUGGUAAUAAUGAAGAAUGGUAUAAUAUUUUUUUUGAUAUUAAAACUGAAAUUGAUACAGAUAAAAAAAUAUUUUUUAUUUACAUAAAUGAACCAAGUCUUGGUUUAUCAGUUGAUAAUCUAGCUGAUGAAACAUUAUCAAAAACUAAAAGAAAUUCAACAAAGUUAAAUAAUCCAAUGACAAUUGAUGAAUUAAUUAUUAAUGAAAAUAUUGCUGAUAAUAUUGCGAUAAAAAUUGCUCAUAAAGCUUAUAAAGAAUGGAAAGAAAUUAAUAAAGAUGUUGGUCAAAAUCUUGGAGGUAAAUGGUGGAGUCCAGAUCAAAUGUUUUGGAUAAGUACUGCAAGUAGAUGGUGUUCAUCACUUUCAUCAAAUAAUAGUGAAAAAAAAAUGAUACAUACAUAUCAUAGUGAUGAAAAAUAUCGAGCUAUUGUACCAUUUUCAAAUAUGAAAUCAUUUGCUGCAGAUUUUGAUUGUCAAAUUAAUACAACAAUGAAUCCAGAAGAAAAAUGUAGAAUAUGGUAG
Messenger RNA from Aphidius gifuensis, 900 nucleotides. Its product is annotated as neprilysin-2-like. Gene Ontology annotation, cellular component: plasma membrane. Gene Ontology annotation, molecular function: metalloendopeptidase activity. Gene Ontology annotation, biological process: protein processing. The transcript is spliced from 3 exons. NCBI's taxonomy places the organism in Eukaryota, Metazoa, Arthropoda, Insecta, Hymenoptera, Braconidae. The record is from RefSeq and is a predicted model, not a curated record. Bases 1 to 900 code for a protein of 299 amino acids.